This is a messenger RNA of Calidris pugnax (ruff), 1565 nucleotides long. Its product is annotated as collagen alpha-1(V) chain-like. NCBI's taxonomy places the organism in Eukaryota, Metazoa, Chordata, Aves, Charadriiformes, Scolopacidae. The transcript has 12 exons. The annotation marks the transcript as partial. The record is from RefSeq and is a predicted model, not a curated record.
GCAGGGCGGGCUACGAGCUUCGGGCUCCGGGCUACCGGUUACCGGGACCCCACCGGACCGGUUACCGGGUCCCCACCGGCCCGGGAAUGGGGGGUCUCCCGGUCCCCGCCGCCCUCCUCGCCGCCCUCCUCGCCGUUCUCCCGGGGCUGCCCCCGGCCAGGGCAGAGGUUCUGGUGGACGUGCUGCAGACGCUGGGCAUGCAGGAUGGUCGGGAUGGCAUCUCCAUCACUGCCGGGAUCUGCCCCCAACGUCCGGGUACCCAAGACCCCGAUUUCGCUUUCCGUGUGGACAAUCGUACCCAACUCAGCGCGCCCACCCGCCAGCUCUUCCCCAAUGGCUCCUUCCCCGUGGAUUUCUCCAUCCUGGCCACGGUGCGUGCCCGCCGUGGGGGACAAGCCUUCCUCCUCUCCAUCUACGACGAGCGAGGGGUCCAACAGCUGGGGGUGGAGAUUGGACUCUCGCCCGUCUUCCUCUACGAGGAUGAGGAGGGGCGACCGCCCCCCGAGCGCUACCCCGUCUUCCGUAGGGUCAACCUGGCCGAUGGCAAGUGGCACCGCGUGGCGUUGGCUGUGGAGGGCACCAACGUGUCUUUGCUGGUGGAUUGUCACCUCCUUGCCACGCUGCCGCUGGAGCGGGGACCCCAACCCCUCGUUAGCACCCAGGGGGUGACCAUUUUCGGGGCCCGCCUCCUGGACGAGGAGGUGUUCGAGGGUGACGUCCAGCAGCUGCUGAUCGUGGCCGACCCCGAGGCUGCCCGCUCCUACUGCCAGCUCUACAUGCCAGCCUGCGACCAACCCCUCCUCUACCCCCUCCUGGCCCCCUUCCCGGAGGAGAGUGACCCAGAACCUACAGCUGCCCCACGGAGGAAGGGGAAAAAGGGAAAAGGGAAAGGGAAACGCAAGGGCAAGGGCAAGAAGAGGAGGAACAAGGAGCUGGUGGAGCAGCAGGAACCCUCUGCUGUGCCCUCCGUGGUGGGCAACCAGGCCAGCUCACCCACACCAGCUGCCCAGGAGACCUCCCCGACGCCCGUCCCCUCCGUUGCCACCACCGUCAGCGUCACCCUGAACGUCACUGACCCCUUCCAGGUAACACCAGGGGCUGGGGAAGGGGUCCUUUCCGCAUCGCCCAAGGCCAGCUCACCCACACCAGCUGCCCAGGAGACCUCCCCGACGCCCGUCCCCUCCGUUGCCACCACCGUCAGCGUCACCCUGAACGUCACCGACCCCUUCCAGGACACCGGCGAGGAGCUUGUUCUUGAGGAGGAUGGAGGUGACAGCACGGAGGUGCCGGCCUACGAGGACUACUACGAGGAGGACCCUGCGAGCCAGGAGAGGUUUGGCCCCGCUGAGAGGGAGGAGAUGGUCAUCCAGGCUCCCCAGGAGCCCAGCUUGAAGGGGGAGAAGGGCGAGCCAGCCAUCGUGGAGCCGGGAGAAACAGGUCCCUUGGGACCACCGGGACUCCCAGGGCUGCCCGGGGACCCUGGAGAUCAGGGUCCUGCGGGACGGCCGGGGCUGCCGGGAGCUGCCGGGAUCCGUGGCCCAGCAGGGACCAUGAUCAUGUUGCCG